CCUCUCUUUCGCCUCCUCCCAUCGGUCAGUCCAGCAGCUCUUCCUCCUCCAGCAGCAGCUCCUCCAUCUGCUCUCUCCGUCUGCGCGGACCGUCUGCGCUGCGGAGCCCCGUGUCUGACAGGUGAACUCACCUGAGAAAGACGGAAGUUUCCUGCAGGAUCUUCUCUGGAUACUUUGUCAGUUUUUCUGUUGAUCAGGAUGAAAAGAGCCGAGAGCAGCUCAGGUAGGAACAGGUGUUCAGCGCGUUGUGGAACCGGGCSGUACCGAGCCAGGGAGGGUUUCCUGACUCGGCCCGGGAACGUUCACGAGUUCAGACGGGUUCAAAUUGAACCGGUUCAUGUUCAUAGUUCACCAACAACGAUGGAUGUUCUGUUGGGUCGUUGGCUCUGUGGGGUUGUUGGUUCUGUUGGGUCGUUGGUUCUGUUGGGUCAAUUCUGGUUUGACCCAACAUUGUUGAUCACAGUGUUUUGUUCUCUGAAGGUUCUGAUUGACCCGAUCUGGACCAAGACGACCCACUACGCAGAAAUGUUCUGGAGGAAGGAAGCCGGGACUCUUAUGAUGUUUCUGCUGGUUCUGUUGGACCCGUCUGCCGGGCGUGAGCCUCAGCGGCCCGGGUCGAGGUGGCGCCACGCCAGGGGCCAGGAGAGACGGCGCCCGUGGCAGAACAUCACGCUGGCAGUGAUCCUCCCUCAGAACACCCGGUACCCCUGGGCCUGGCCUCGAGUUGGACCCGCCGUGGAGCGGGCCGUCAGAACCAUCAACUCUGACCCGACCCUGCUGCCUGACCACCGCCUCAGCUACGUGUUCAACAGCAGCGAGGACAGGAACGGGAUCUGCUCCGAGUCGGUGGCUUCGCUGGCGGCGGUGGACCUGAAGCUGACCCACGACCCGUGGGCGUUCAUCGGCCCCGGCUGCUCCUACGCCGCCGCGCCGGUCGGCCUGUUCACCGCCCACUGGGACGUGCCCAUGAUCACGGCGGGGGCCACGGCCGCGGCGUUCUACAACGGCGUCUACCCCUCCAUCACCAACACGGGCCCCACCCACAAGAAGCUGGGCCGGUUCGGCCUGCGGGUCUGCCUGGAGUCCGAGUGGAGGGAACACGUGGCGCUGGUGUUCAGCGACCACAAGUACGACGACCGGCCAUGUUACUUCGCCAUCGAGGGUCUGUACGAGGAGCUGAAGGCGUCCAACAUCAGCACCCAUCACAGCGUGUUCGAGGAGAAGGAGGUCAACUACGCGCAGAUCCUCGCCGACAUCCAGAGCAGCGGCCGCGUGAUGUUCGUCUGCUGCUCUGCUGACGUCUUCAGGAAGCUGCUGGUCCACUUCUGGCGGGCCGACCUUCCUCACAGCGAGUACGUCUUCCUCUUCAUCGACCUGUUCGCCGACAGCCUGGGCCCCGGAGGCCGGUCGCCGUGGAAACGAGGCGACGAAGACGAUGCCGCCGCCAUGGAGGCCUUCCAGGUUGUGAAGUUUCUGACCUAUCAGGAGCCUCAGAGCUCUGCCUACCAGCGGUUUGUCUCCAACCUCAAGAUGGACGCCAGGAACUGGUUUAACUACAGCAUGGACGACUCUCUGAUGAACAUCAUCGCCGCAGGGUUUUAUGACGGCCUCAUGAUUUACGCCCGCGCUCUGAAUGAAACUAUGGCGGCUUCUGGAGCCAGACCACCGGGGAGAAACAUCACCGCCAAGAUGUGGAACCGAACCUUUACUGGUGUGGCAGGUCCGGUCCAGUUGGAUGUGAACGGGGACCGGGAGAUGGACUACGCUCUGUGGGACUGGGACUCCAACCGCAGUGCCUACCGGGUGGUUCUGACCUACAGCAGCUCUGAGCAGGACCUGACCAAGGUACCCAGGUCGGCCCGGUUCUGGCUGGGCGGAACCAGGCCUCUGGAUGUUCCCUUCUGUGGCCUGAAGAACGACAACCCAAAGUGCCUCACAAGAACCAUCACCGUCCACCAGAUGGCGUCCAUCCUGGUCUGCUUCCUCAUCACCAUGACGACCGCUGUCGCCAUCUUCAUCUACAGGAGGCUGAGGCUGGAGCGGGAGCUGGUGGCUCAGCUGUGGCGAAUCUCAUGGGACGAUCUGCACAUGAGCAGCAUGGAGAAGGUUCUGCGGAGCGGCAGCCGGGUCACCCUGUCACUGGUGAGCUCUGGAACCGCCGCCGGUCAGCAGAACAGGAAGUUCCCUGUCAUUCCACUUCCUGCUAACGAGAAGCUCUUUGCUCCGCAGAGAGGUUCCAACUACGGAUCCUUGAUGACCGGAGACGGAAACCUGCAGGUGUUCGCCAAGACCGGCUACUGCAAGGGGAACAUUGUGGCCAUCAAAUACUCCAACAGGAAGCGGAUUGAGCUGAACAGGAAAGUUCUGUUUGAACUCAAACAUAUGAGAGACGUCCAGAACGAACACCUGACACGGUUCAUCGGGGCGUGCAUCGACCCGCCGAACAUCUGCAUCGUCACAGAGUACUGUCCCCGAGGCAGCCUGCAGGACAUCCUGGAGAAUGACAGCAUCACCCUGGACUGGAUGUUCAAGUAUUCGCUCAUCAACGACAUUGUGAAGGGAAUGGUCUUCCUUCACAACAGCGUCAUCGUCUCUCACGGUAAACUCAAAUCGUCUAACUGCGUYGUGGACAAGCGCUUUGUCCUCAAAAUCACCGAUUACGGUCUGACCAGCUUCCGAUGUGACCCGGACUGCGGCGGCGACACUCACGCCUACUACGCCCAGAAGUUGUGGGUGGCUCCAGAGCUGCUCCGGAUGGAAUCUCCGCCUCCUCAGGGGACGCAGAAAGGGGACGUGUACAGCUUUGGGAUCAUCCUGCAGGAGGUGGUGCUGCGCCGAGGAGCCUUCUACCUGGAGGGGGCGCUGCUGAGUCCCAAAGAGAUCGUGGACCGGGUGAUUUUGGGUGAGUGGCCCUGCCUGCGGCCCACCAUCGACCCGGAGGACCACCCAGAGAGUCCGAGUCCCAACGAGUCCAAACCCGAGCUGGGCCAGCUGAUGCAGCGCUGCUGGGCCGAGGAGCCGACUGAGAGACCCGACUUCAACCACAUCCGCCUGCUGCUGCUCAAGCACGGCACAGAGUCCAGGAACAACAUCCUGGACAACCUGCUGUCCCGCAUGGAGCAAUACGCCAACAACCUGGAGGAGCUGGUGGAGGAGCGCACCCAGGCCUACCAUGAGGAGAAACGCAAGGCUGAGGCCCUUCUCUACCAGAUACUGCCACACUCGGUGGCAGAGCAGCUGAAGCGCGGAGAGACAGUUCAAGCUGAAGCCUUCGACUCGGUCACAAUCUACUUCAGUGACAUCGUUGGUUUCACCGCCCUGUCUGCAGAAAGCUCCCCCAUGGAGGUCGUGACUCUCCUCAACGACCUGUACACCUGCUUUGAUGCCAUCAUUGACAACUUUGAUGUUUAUAAGGUGGAGACCAUCGGUGACGCCUACAUGGUGGUCUCCGGGCUGCCGGUGAGAAACGGGAAGCGGCACGGCAGGGAGAUCGCCCGCAUGGCGCUGGCCCUGCUGGCCGCUGUCCGAACCUUCAGGAUCCGCCACCGGCCGGAGCGGCAGCUGAAGCUGAGGAUCGGGAUUCACAGCGGUCCGGUGUGUGCCGGAGUGGUGGGUCUGAAGAUGCCACGCUACUGCCUGUUCGGGGACACCGUCAACACGUCUUCACGGAUGGAAUMCACCGGGGAAGCGCUGAAGAUUCACGUGUCGGCGGCGACCCGCGACGUCCUGAUGGAGUUCAACUGCUUCCAGCUGGAAAGCCGGGGGUCCGUGGACGUCAAGGGGAAGGGAGCCAUGAGCACCUAUUGGCUGCUGGGGGAGAGCGGCAGCCAAUGAGGACGCAGCGCUGACGGAGGGGGCGGAGGAUGCAGGCGGUUUGGUUGUUUCCUGCCGAUGGAGGAUCGUUCUGGUUCCGGUCAGAUCCAGAACUUCUGGAGGAGAACCGGAGUCGGAUGGAUGGAGCAGAAACACCGAAGGAGGAAAACGGACCGGGACCUUUCUGCAGAGCCCGAUCAGUACCUGCUUUCUCGCUCCAGCAGCAGUUGGUCUUCAUCAGAACCGACUGCUGGUUCUGAUGACCCGGUGCUCUCUGCCGCCGCCUGGUGGCCGCACGACAGAAAUGGCCUGGUGACAGGCAGCCACAGGGGGCAGCAGAGAGCUGGAUGGACCGGUUCUGUUCAGGCCUUUAGAACCCAUCUGUCUCCAUGUAGAACCAUCUACAGAACCAGAACCUGCUUUGCAGUUAUUGGUUGCAUUUCAGACAGGUUCUGAUCCAGCAGGUCCAAAAGGUUCCUGCUGCGGUUCUGCCUGUUUCAGGAAGUUUAGAUUGUGAAAAAAA
Poecilia reticulata (guppy) is the source of this 4336-nucleotide messenger RNA. The record is from RefSeq and is a predicted model, not a curated record. Lineage: Eukaryota; Metazoa; Chordata; Actinopteri; Cyprinodontiformes; Poeciliidae.